CAAUAUAUCUCCAACAGUAGUGCAAAGUCCAAUUUACAGCGUUUUAGAAGUAGAGACUGCCUGCUUCUUUACAAUCUCUGUCAGAAUUUUUUUCAGUAUUAAGUGUUUCUACCGAGAACUGACUUCAGUCAUGGCAGAUGCUCUGGCCUUCCUGGAAGAGGAUUUGACCUGUCUCAUCUGUUGCGAUAUCUUCACUGAUCCGGUCACUCUGAAAUGUAGCCACAGUUUGUGUGAGGAAUGUCUCCAGCGUUUCUGGACGACUCAGGACGUGCUGCAAUGUCCGGUCUGUUGGAAGGAAUGCUCUCACGACGAGCCCACCAAGAGCCUGGCGUUCAGAUCGCUCUGUGAGUCCUUCAAGAAGAGAAAACCCACAGCUGUCUCGGGAGACGUUUGUCCAGAACUCAAACUCUUCUGCUUUGAGGACCGGCAGCCCAUCUGUGUGGUCUGUUACACAUCAAAGAAGCAUGAAGAUCUCAAGUGUUCUCCUAUCGACGAGGCUGCUGGGAAUUUAAAGGAGGAUCUCAAGACACAAAUGAACAGACUCGCUGACCUCAAGAAAGCCUAUGAGAGCUGAGCUCAGCAAGGUGCACUAAGUGAUUAGUGCUGUAAAUCUUCACUACUGAUUACAUCAAGUUCACAAAGGGUUAAAUCUUCUCAUACCCUUUCAGGAACACACCAGUGUGACAGAAAACCAAAUUAAGAAGGAAUUUGAGAAGCUCCAUCAGUUUCUUAGAGAUGAGGAGAAAUACAUCAGAUCCGUUCGUGAAGAAAUGGAACCGCAAGAUCAGAAGUUCAAGGCCAUAAUAGAGAAGCUGUCCAAACGGAUAUCAGAUCUGUCUGAGAAUAUGGCAUCUGUUUGGCAGGAUAUGGAAGUUGAAAACUUCAAGAAAGGUAAUAAACCUGUCCAAGAUAUUAAUUAUGAUGAGGGGCCAAGUAUCAUCCGACUGCCCCUGGAUUUCGACACAGGAGAGCUGAGAUUCAUCGACCCCUUCAGAAACAGUAGUUUGUGCACCUACACGGGUGGAUUUCCAGAGAAGUGUUCCCACAUUUCAGUACAAAAGAUGUGGACAUUUUCUACACCCUAAAAAAACAUAGUUCUUUAAAGGUUCUUUGCUUGUAGUAACGGUUAUAUUUAGAACCAUAGCGUUCUGAAGAACGCUUUUAUGCUGAAAUGGUUCUUUGUGUUAGAGUUUAGGGUUCUUUGUUCCCGCCCUUUUAUUUUCAAAUCUGUAACUGUCAAAGCAGAUCCAGUGGAGUUCAGUGAUACAACUACACAGACUGUCAACACACUCUCAACAGGUAAAUGAUUUCAUUCUUAAAUUUAAAUACAAAUUUAACUUUAAAAUUGUAACUGGUUUCCAAACAAACAUGUUCUUAUCUUUUUUUUUAGUUUUUGGUCACAUAUAAGUGUGAGCAGCUCUGCUGUGGAAACCUCUCUCCUCUUCUCCACUAAGUAAGUAAAAGAGACAAUGAAUUUAUAAUUCAUAUUGUUAGAUUUUAUUUUUUAAAUUAUUACUUGGGUUUAUGUAUAAGCAUACCCAGUCACAAAAAAUAUUAAAACUAUCCCAUGACUUUAUAUCACUUUUUUCUUUUAAGAAAACUUUUGUGCUUUUGGCCUUCAUAGACAUAAUUGUUUUUACAUAAACACACUGUAACUCUAAACUCAAUUGUGUUUUUCAGAUGUAUCACAUCCUACAACCUCAUCAUCUGCAGAGAAAAAUCACACCAAAAUGAUGGACUUAAAGGCACUUAAAGGCUAAUUUCACUGAAGCUUGGACUUUAUGUUCUAUUUUGUUUUACUUCUUUAAGCAUUUUUUAUGUUCAAUGUCCACUGUCAUGCAUUAAUGAAUUCUGCUAAUAACUGUUGUUCACGUCAUUAAAAAAAUAAAAGUACCUAAUUGACACGUUGUUGUUGUUGUUGUUGUCAAGAUAUUAUAAGACCAGGCAGACAGAAGGGUAAAAAAACAAUAUUAAUAAAUAAUAUAUACAAAUAAUACUAAUAUUAAUAAUAUUAACAUACUAAUAUUAAUGAAAAACUAUCAUUAAAAAGGUUAUUUAUAACACCAUUAAGGUCCUAUAUAGCAUUUUCAAAGAAUGGUUCUAUAUGGAACCCUAUAAAAAAGGUUCUAUUUAGCACUAAAAAGGGUUCUGCUAUUGUUAGAAGCCAAAAAACCCUUUUCUGGUACUGUUUAGAACCAUUUUUCUUAAGAGUGUAGCAAAUAAACAAAACUAACAAGACAUUUUUUUUCAACUUGAUAAAAUAAGUGGCUGCUGCCAUGAUUGACAGCCCUGCCGAAAAAGAAAGAAAGAAAAAAAGAAAUAAACAUAGACGGCCAUGAGCAUAUGUUGCGUUUUGAGCACGGGCCAUUUUUUCCUUAAUACUAAAAUAAUUGAUCAAAAGCAAUGACCUUUAUACAUUUAUGAACAUGGUUUAAGUGUCCAAAUACUUCGUACAUGGUACUUUCAGUACAAGCGAUGAUGCAUUAAUGAGCCAGAUUUUAACGUAAUUAUUAUUGUAAAAAUAAUAACAAAUAAAUCUAUGCUUAAUUUCAUAAAAUGAACUACAGUGUGGUGACUUCACCUCUGCCAGUUCAUUGGUCCAGGCUAGUGGACUCAACCUCGUUGAUUAGUGUUGGUGUUCGGGUGACAUUUCCUCCAUUCUGUGAAGAAGGACACAUACAGCACCUACAACACCUGCUCUGAUGAAACUCAUACUCUUUUUCUUGCAAUUCUAAAUUUGUAUAUCACAAUUCUGAGAAGGUCCAAACUAUGAGAUAUAAACUCAAAAAGGUUAGAAUUGUGAGAUAAAAAGUUGCAGUUACCUUUUUUAUUCCAUGGCUGAAACAAAAAAACAUAAUUGUGAGAUGUAUGCUCAGAAUAGACGUCAUUGGAAGUGAUUUUUCUCCAUCAGUAGCAGAAACUCAAAAUGCCUGUUUUCCGUUGUUUACGGAUGCUCAAAUCAGUCAAACUGAGAAACCACAAGGAGCUUUUAUCGUGUACGAAAAUUUGUUGUUCGUAAGGGGGGAAAAGGAAAGAAAUUGACUGAAAAAUGCAGGAAAAAGUGGCUUGUAAACCUGCGUCUGUGAUCAGGAGGAGUCGGAUAAUGCUUGUGUCGUGUGUGCAAAUGGUUAAUAUAAGAUAUAAUCAUAUAUUAAGAUACUCAUAAUAUAUGAAGACAUUAAUAAAGAAAUAGCCUAUACAAAUAGAUAAUCCAGGGUGGCCAAAAAUAAUAAUAACAAUACAAAUCAAACAAAACCCCCAACAGACUAAACAAAUGAGUGCACUAAAAGAGCAGAAUCAGAUGAUUAAGUGAGGCUCGUAAAACAGCAUUUCUGCUUGUGACCAAGCCUCUGAUUGGCUGUAAGAAGCAAGAAUGUUUCAAAUUUCGCCAAAUCUCUACCACAAAGCUGUACUUUGAAUAUAUUUUAGUGAUGGUGUGAUUCAAUAGAAAUGCAAUUGUAUCACGCAGCUCUUGUGUCCUUUACCUGACACACGUAAGAAUGACUGUUAAAUUAA
Molecule: messenger RNA, 3516 nt
Organism: Onychostoma macrolepis
Lineage: Eukaryota; Metazoa; Chordata; Actinopteri; Cypriniformes; Cyprinidae
Product: zinc finger protein RFP-like
Exons: 2
Coding region: 131-574 (147 amino acids)
Source: RefSeq, a predicted model, not a curated record